Molecule: messenger RNA, 669 nt
Organism: Linum tenue
Lineage: Eukaryota; Viridiplantae; Streptophyta; Magnoliopsida; Malpighiales; Linaceae
Source: the annotation of a GenBank genome assembly
AACUAUAAGGAGGAUGAUGCAAGCUUCAUUUCUUGGGUCAGGGAAAAAGUUGCAAACUCUUAUGAACAUAACAAAAGUAAGAGAUUGGAUGACCUAUUGUCACUAUCACGAGGCCCUGCUCAAAGUGUCAAGUGUUAUACAGGUUAUGUCCUAAAUGGUUUUCGUUUUCACACAAAGGAUUAUGACAAAAAUUUGAGUACUCAAAAUAAUGGAGUCGUUGUAGUUGGUGAUGAUGGAGUCGAUGUGAAUGCUAUAGACUACUAUGGGGUUUUAAGAGAGGUCAUUGAGCUGAAAUUUCUUGGAGGAAGAUCAUUAGCUUUGUUUAGGUGUGAUUGGUGCGAUGUCUAUGAUAAGACAAAAAGGGUUGAAAGUGGAUGAACAUGGUUUUGUGAGUGUUAACUUGAAUAGAAUGUUGAAGACAAAUGAGCCCUUUGUCCUAGCAAGUCAAGUGUCCCAAGUAUUUUAUGCAGAAGACAAUGUUAAUAAGAACUGGCACUUGGCAAUAAAGGUGCCACCUCGAGCCAUGGAUGUGUUGCCAAAGGAACAUAACACUGGCGAAUCAUAGAAUUGGUUGAACCUAUGGAUUGGUAUGGUUUCUCUUGAUUUUUUGAAUCUCUCCUACUGUUGAUUCUGUUGUCGGGUAUGAAUAUUAUUCUAACAUUACAAUCU